GAAAUACAUUAAGGUUGUAUGCGCUCAUUGUGAUGUUGUAGAUUCGAAGAUGGAGAACGAAGUUAGCACCUUCACGUUAGCUUCUUUCUCGUCGCCUGAUCAGGAGAAAUCAGUAGACCUACAGGGAGAACACAACGGCGGGGGCUUCAUCUGUGUUCCCGUGUCAUUUGUGAACCACAUCGCUGCCGGGGCGGAUGGUACUGCGGAGUUACAGGCAACAAGUCAGUCCCAGUUGCUGAACCAGACAUCGAUCGUCAGCACCCAGCCCACCACCCUACUCAGUAUCCAGGUAGAGAACAUCCACCAGCAGCUGACCGGGGGGUCAUCUGAGGACAGCGGGGUGUCCAGCGCCUCCGCACAGCUUCUAGAUGGACAGCAGGACCAGAUCAACCAACCCACAAAUGAAGAACCCAAGAAGAGGAAAGGUGGGUGGCCCAAAGGGAAGAAGAGGAAAAAGGAGACAAGAGACAGUAAUGCACCCAAAGCACCUGUAACAGGGUAUGUGCUGUAUUUGACAGAGCAAAGAGAGAAGUUGAAGGUGGAACAUCCUGAGCUUCCCUUCACAGAGAUGACCAGACUCCUUGGCAGCAGGUGGUCAGCACUUUCACAGGAAGACAAGCAGAAAUACCUGGAUGCAGCAGAAGUAGAUAAGAGGAGAUACAUCGAGGAACUGAAGGCUUACCAGCAGUCAGAGGCCUACCAGUCAUGGCUGAAACGCCAAGCAGCCAAGAAAUUAAAAUGUUUAGUAGCAGAUGUAGAAACUAUAGAUGGGGAGGUGGACUCCAUUGUGCUAGAUUUAGAGGAUGACCCCAGUGACCUGUACUGUAAAACGUGUAACCAGUACUUCAGCUCUCUGCACAACAAGAAGGAACACAUGUACGGCAAGCAGCACCUACAGAUGCUCACAGGUGAGUUUGAGCGCGAGGCAGAGCUGACUAAGCAGGAGGAGGACCGGCUGCUGUCCACAUCUGUGGAGGAGCCGGAGUGUCUGGACAGGACAACCUUCCUGGAGCGCUACAAGGGACCCAACAGCACAGAGAACCUGAAAAUGGACAUCAUAGAGGCUAACACAUUAAGGGAAAUGGAAAUCGGGGAGUUAAGAAGAUCACUGGAGAUUUCUCGUGAGAGGCAUUUACAACUACAGAAGCAGGCGCAAGUUUAUAAGCUAAGACUCCAGAAAGUUGAGUCAGAAGUGGAAAACAUGAAGGCGUACGGAGCAUCGCUAGCGACACAACUCGACGGACUGCGGAUGGUCCCAACCCUGUUUGGAGUCAUUAAUUUUUAGCCAUUGCCCAUUUUUAGUUCAAAGCCUACUGUACAGUUAUUAAUAACAAGUGUCCUCUCUUUCAUCAGUUGUUAUACAGGGUAAAAUAUUUAGUUCCAACCCAUGCAACAGUUCCUGAGGGAUGUACAAUUGAGGGGGUCGGGAAGGGGGACAUAGGGGAAAAUUUCAUCACAAAUCUUCCAAAUAUUUUAUCUGAAAACUGCCUACAAGAAAAAAUGUUACAGAUGUCCAAGAUGUUCACCUGGUAAUAAUUAGCUUAGCCACAUCGAAAGUUUGUUGGAAUUCCAAAGCUGACCAUGGGACAAUGAAGUGUUAGAUAAGCAAAUAUUGCACCAUUAUCUAUUUUGUACCAUAUGUUACUUGAAAUACACACUUCUACAUACUUGAAGAUAUUUGUACUGUGAAAACUUUUAAGUGUAAUACCUGUGAUGUUAAAAUUAAAGUGCAGCCAUUUAUAGCUGCCAAUCAUAUAUUGAUCAUGUAUAUUUAGCAUUGGGUCAUUUAUACACAGUAUUUUUCUGUGCCAGGAAGCCCAUAUGUACUUAAGGUGUCCCCAAAGGUGCACACCCACUUACAUGCAAUUCUAAAAUCAGUGACUAUCAUAGUCUGUGUGCUCAGGAUAUGGACAAGACUCUGUCAUAGGUACAGAUAAGGAUAUGAUUAUUCAUACAAUGUAUGAGAUGAGUAUCAGAAUAUCAGUUAAGGCUAACAGUAUGAAUUGGUAAAUAGAUUGGUUUAUAAGAUUGUGUAUAAAAGUGUUAUGUACAGUACAUAUGUCUAUUUAUUUUUUACAUCUUACAACUUCUUGGGUUGCAUGUGUAUAUGUCAAAUGUAAGUAUAAGUUGUAUAGUAUAUUAAUCUAUGAACUAACAGAAUGUACAGGUAUUUGAGUUUUGAGUUUACCUUUGAACUUUUCUGUAUGAAGAUAUAUCACAAGGUAGCAAAUUUUCUUUAAGAUGUAGCGUGUAUGAUUUGGGUCUUUAAGGGCCCUAAUUUAGUUACAUCAAAUAGAAGGUAAAUAAAACAGUUUGGCUCGAAA
Messenger RNA from Branchiostoma floridae (Florida lancelet), 2324 nucleotides. RefSeq names its product high mobility group protein 20A-like. The coding region runs from base 50 to 1285 and encodes 411 amino acids. Gene Ontology annotation, cellular component: nucleus. Lineage: Eukaryota; Metazoa; Chordata; Leptocardii; Amphioxiformes; Branchiostomatidae. The record is from RefSeq and is a predicted model, not a curated record. Gene Ontology annotation, biological process: regulation of gene expression. The transcript is spliced from 10 exons.